AUGGGGGGGGUCGACGCGUUCGUGCAGGAGUACAUAAACAACAACAUCGUUAAAAUUGAAGACGUGGAAAUCCACGUGGAAAAAAUGAACCGAGAAAUAAUGGAACUCGAUAAAACCAUCAGCGAAAAGGUGGAAAGCCACAUCCUAAGUCAGAAUGAGUAUGAUCAAAAAUUAAGACACAUAAAAGAAAAAAUGAAAAUAAUUAAUAAGCAAAUGGAACAAGUGGAUAAAAAAACAGAAGAAAGUGAGCAAAUCCUAGUGAAGCUAUGUAAAGAUAUCAAAAAAUUAGAUAUUGGAAAAAAAAACGUUACAGAAACGAUUAUUGUAAUGAAAAGAAUCGUUAUGGUUAUCACUGCUAUAAGCAGCUUGAAAAAAAAGGCCCUGAAAAGGGAGUACAGCGGAUGUAUUCCCCUCAUCUCCGUUAUCAAAGAAAUGCUUAUACACAUUUCCGACCUGAGGACAAACGAAAAAUUAAAAACACUAUACAAAGAUGCCAACAUACUUUUCGAUGACGUAAAGCAUCAGAUAAUGGAAGACAUCGAUUUGGUGUACGACCCCGAUGUACACAUAGAGAAGAACCUCAUCAUAGUGAAUGAAGAUAACCACGCCAAAGGAGAAGCAAUCUCUAUCAAUCUGUUCGAUGCAUGCAAUUGUUUAUACCAUUUAGAUCAAAAGUUCGUUUCCAAUGUAGUUAAAAAAUUUUCCAACUUUUUUCUCGAAAAAUACAUUAUUAUUUUUGAAAAUCAAGCAAAUAAUUUGGAAGGGAUUGAUAGACGCAUGGCAUGGUUGAAGCGCGCAUUGAAUACGUAUGAACAUGUCUAUGCUCAUAUUUUCCCUGCGGUUUAUAAUAUGCCUUACCAUAUUGUCUGCAAAUUCUGCUCUCUCACCAAAAAACACAUUGUUAAAAUUAUGUCUUCUUCUAUCGACCACAUGAACCCCGUUUCUCUAAUCCAGACUGUCAUUAAGGUGAUUAAUUUUGAGAAUUUUCUAUCCAAAAAUGUGACGUUCUUUACUGAAAAAAGGAAUACCUCAGAUGAUGCAUACGGUUCUUUGGACUUUCCCUUCCCAGAGCUAAUUAUGGAGAGGGAUUUGGCGUCCUCAGAAGGAGAGCAAGAAAAAGACCAAAUGGACGAUACAAAAAAGGAUGGAGACCCCUCCAUUAGCACUGCGCAUGAUGAUACAAAUUCCCAUGCACCACAAAACUUCAAGGGAGUCAUGUCAUGCGCAUUCGACAGUUACCUGUGCAGCUGGCUAAAAUAUGAAGAAAAAAAAAUUCUUCAAAAAUUUGAAAACAUAAUAAAAGAAGAAAAUAGAGAGGACCCCCUGGAGGGAGGGGGACACAAGAGUGAAUGCAAAUGGUCCUCCUCAGAAAAGGACCCCCUUCUUGAGGUUAAUAAAAUUUUAAAAAAAAAGGAAAACAACAAUACGGAAUUGGACCCCGAAAUGGUGGAAGAAAAACACACAGUGUAUAAAUCAGCGUACAAAAUGUUUUAUCUGUACAAAAGCUACAUAAACAUGAUUCUUCAAUUUAGCGAUUGCCAAACGUUGUACGAUUUUGUGAUUUUCUUUAAAACCCUGUUAUUGAAAUAUAGUGAAGAGCUAAACAAAAGAAUUGUAAAAGAUGUAAAGGAGGAAAACAGAAAUCAGCACUUCAAAUUACUCUCCGUUAUAAUCAAUACAAGUUAUUACGUAGAACAAACAAUGAAUGAAGCUUUUGAAAAUCUUGUCAAAGUUAUUGAUCCAAUUUAUAAGGAUAAAAUUUGCUUCAAAGAAGAGGAACAACAAUUUUUACAAAUAAAAACCAAAUGUAUAAAAGGAAUUAUUGUCUUUGUAGAGAAAAAAAUAAAUUCCAUCAUUUCAAAUAAAGAAAUUGCAAACAUAUUUGACCCAAAUGAUGUCCAAGGAAAGACUCCUUACAUAACUAAUAUGGACCUAUUUCUGCGGGAAUAUUUUUCCUUUUUUAAAAAAAUUUUUAAUGAGACCUACUUGAUUUAUUUACUCGAAAAAACGACCACACUGAUCAUUCAGCAAUUUUAUCACACCAUUUUUUCGUUUCAGUUUAUGACCAAUUUGACUGCCCAUCAGCUACUUUUGGACUGCCACGAGAUGGAAAAAAUUUUGUUUCAGACGGCAGGUCUAUUAAAUACGAGAAAGGGGGAGCAAGACACCCACGCUGGGUCACAGGGAAUAGAGACAGAAGCGCAGGGAUUCGCAUCGGCGGUGUCAGCGUCAGACGACGAAUGCAUCAUUCCUCAGACAUACUUCAAUUAUGUAAAAAACCAAACGAAAAAAAUUGAAUUUUUAAUUAAAAUAUUUAUCUCUAACAUUUACGAUAUGAACUCCUUCAACAUGCUGCUCACCGAAAAUAACAACAUUUGUACCAUCGAGGAGAUUGAGAAGAUCCUGUCCAUGAAGGAGGACAGCACGGGGGCUAAGGCCCCCCCGAGGGAACCCAGCCAAAAAAAGAACUACGUACACGACAUUAAGGAGCGAGGCAUGAAGGCCGCGGAGGAGGUCAAAUUCUUCUUCAACAAGAUUACAAGUAUCUAG
Messenger RNA from Plasmodium knowlesi strain H, 2550 nucleotides. RefSeq names its product vacuolar protein sorting-associated protein 53, putative. Gene Ontology annotation, cellular component: GARP complex. The transcript has a single exon. NCBI's taxonomy places the organism in Eukaryota, Apicomplexa, Aconoidasida, Haemosporida, Plasmodiidae. The record is from RefSeq and is a predicted model, not a curated record. Gene Ontology annotation, biological process: retrograde transport, endosome to Golgi. The coding region runs from base 1 to 2550 and encodes 849 amino acids.